CCAAUCAGAGAUCACGUUUUCAUGUCGUAGGACGCUUGCUAACGGAAGUAGCAGUGUUACCACAGUUGAGACACAACCUAAGUCUUUAUUCAAAAGCCUGAGGAAUGGUUAAGUGGUUGUUCAUACUCUCUUUUUCGCCUCUCCCUCUGUCUUUCCUGCUGUCAGAUGGAGGUGGAUCAGCUGCUGUCUCUCUCAGGUUCAGCUCUGGCUCAGGCCAUCAGUUCUCUGCUGGAAACUCCAGGCCUCUACGUUUUCUCAGACAUACUAGAACUGCCCAAUGUCCGUGAGUUGGAGACGGGUCCCCAUGCUCCAUUGUAUCAGCUUCUUAAUCUUUUUGCGUAUGGAACCUACUGCGACUACAAAGAGAGGGCAGCCUCACUUCCUGAACUCACACCCGCCCAGAGGAACAAGCUCCGUCACCUGUCAAUAAUCAGCCUGGCCUCCAACCUAAAGUGUCUGCCAUACUCAUUGUUGCUUCAGCAGUUAGAACUGAAGAAUGUACGUGAGCUAGAAGACCUGCUGAUCGAGGCUGUUUACAGUGACAUUAUCCAUGGCAAACUGGACCAGAGGAACCAGCAGGUAGAGGUUGACUGCAGCAUAGGUCGAGACCUGGGCCCCAAUGAAUUACCCAACAUUGCCAACACACUGCAGGAGUGGUGUGCUGGCUGUGAAGCAGUUCUGUGUGGCAUUGAGGAGCAGGUGUCAAGAGCCAAUCAAUACAGAGAGAGCCAGCUCAAGGUCAAAGUUCAAGUGGAGACAGAGGUAUCAAAUUUACAGAAAACCCUUAAGGCAAGCUCAGCUUCCCCAUCAUCUGGCCCUGCCCCAGCUGGGGCAGCAUCCAACCAAGAUGCAGACCAGCCAGCUGAGCCAAGAGACCCUGCCUCCUCUCAGGAACCACGGCAACCAGGAAAAAAGAGUUCAAAGGUCAAAGGGCUUCGUGGGAGCGGAAAGAUCUGGUCAAAGUCUAAUUGAUCUACAAAAGCACUGAGAUCACCUACUCACAGACAGACAUAAUAUUCUGGAAGGCUUGGAUAGAUGGAUAAACAAACCAUGGCCAAUUCUCAUACACAAACCGUCAUCUACAACAAAUACAGGACUUUUACACAACUAUGUGUGCUUGUGCUUAUAUAUGUGUAUAAUGUAUAUGUCAUUUAAUUUGACUCACUCAUUUCCCUGUUUGUUUGUUUGUUUGUUUGUUUGUUUGUUUUGUUCAUCAUUAAAUUUGGAUGUAAAUUGAUGAAACCAAUGAAUAAAUUAUAUCCAUCUGUCA
Myxocyprinus asiaticus (Chinese sucker) is the source of this 1270-nucleotide messenger RNA. It is a transcript of the gene cops7a, whose product is annotated as COP9 constitutive photomorphogenic homolog subunit 7A. Gene Ontology annotation, biological process: COP9 signalosome assembly. Bases 166 to 972 code for a protein of 268 amino acids. Lineage: Eukaryota; Metazoa; Chordata; Actinopteri; Cypriniformes; Catostomidae. Gene Ontology annotation, cellular component: COP9 signalosome. The transcript is spliced from 8 exons. The record is from RefSeq and is a predicted model, not a curated record.